CCAGAAGCAAAAUUUGGAUGAAGCGAUCCAACUGAGUUGCCGUCAUGAGCAGAAGCAAGCGUGACAACAAUUUCUACAGUGUUGAAAUUGGAGACUCUACUUUCACUGUAUUGAAACGGUAUCAAAACUUAAAACCAAUAGGAUCAGGAGCACAAGGGAUAGUGUGUGCAGCUUAUGAUGCCAUCCUUGAACGAAAUGUUGCAAUCAAGAAGUUAAGCCGACCAUUUCAGAACCAAACCCAUGCUAAAAGAGCCUACAGAGAGCUUGUUCUUAUGAAGUGUGUUAAUCACAAAAAUAUAAUCGGCCUGCUGAAUGUGUUCACACCACAAAAAUCCCUGGAAGAAUUUCAAGACGUCUACAUAGUGAUGGAGCUCAUGGAUGCAAAUCUCUGCCAAGUGAUUCAGAUGGAGCUAGACCAUGAACGAAUGUCUUAUCUUCUUUAUCAAAUGCUGUGUGGUAUCAAACAUCUUCAUUCAGCUGGAAUUAUACAUAGGGAUUUAAAGCCCAGUAAUAUAGUAGUAAAGUCAGACUGCACUUUGAAGAUUCUUGACUUUGGACUGGCCAGAACUGCAGGAACUAGUUUUAUGAUGACGCCUUAUGUAGUGACUCGUUACUACAGAGCACCAGAGGUCAUCCUAGGGAUGGGAUACAAAGAAAACGUUGACAUUUGGUCAGUUGGGUGCAUCAUGGGAGAAAUGAUCAAAGGUGGUGUUUUAUUUCCUGGUACGGAUCAUAUUGAUCAAUGGAAUAAAGUUAUAGAGCAGCUAGGAACACCAUGCCCCGAAUUUAUGAAGAAAUUACAGCCUACAGUCCGGACUUAUGUGGAGAACAGACCUAAAUAUGCUGGAUAUAGUUUUGAAAAACUCUUUCCAGAUGUCCUUUUCCCAGCUGACUCUGAACACAAUAAGCUUAAAG
Messenger RNA from Pelecanus crispus (Dalmatian pelican), 915 nucleotides. The record is from RefSeq and is a predicted model, not a curated record. NCBI's taxonomy places the organism in Eukaryota, Metazoa, Chordata, Aves, Pelecaniformes, Pelecanidae.